Molecule: messenger RNA, 723 nt
Organism: Ruditapes philippinarum (Manila clam)
Lineage: Eukaryota; Metazoa; Mollusca; Bivalvia; Venerida; Veneridae
Product: putative ferric-chelate reductase 1
Exons: 5
Coding region: 22-723 (233 amino acids)
Biological process (GO): regulation of glutamate receptor signaling pathway
Source: RefSeq, a predicted model, not a curated record
AAUGUGUUAGUUUGUUAUUUUAUGUCGACAAUAAUGAUCAGGAAAUAUCUCGUGUUCCAAAACGAAAUGAGUUAUGUUAUCUCCUUCACGUGCAUUUUAAUAGUGGGUAUCACUUUAAGUGAGGCAGCGACGGUACAGAAAGACAGCGAGUGUGGCAAGACGGUCGGAUGUUUCCAUGAUUGCUCGGGCGACACGUGUAGUUUUCUUCUCACGUGGAUAGAAAAGGGAAGUGGCAUAGAAUUGACGCUAACAUGUGCGAGAAGCGAAACAGAUCCUUACUGUGCCAUAGGUCUUUCAGAUGACACGGAAAUGGGCGAUGACAGUGUGUUUGAAUGUCUCUCCACUAGUGGAACACCUAAUAUUUAUGUCUCGCACAAUCCGGGAAAAUAUAACGUGCGACUAGAUCAGAACCAGUACGGAUUGUCUGCUAUCAAUACAUCUUAUAGUAACGGGCAGUUGAAAUGUUCGUUUUUGAGACGUAAAACCUUCAAUACGGUUACAGGCCGCAAGAAACGUGCUGCUCCCAGUGCGAGUAACUUCUUCGACAUGGACACAGACUGGUAUAUACUGUAUGCGUAUGGAACAAACACUGGAGGAGCUAUCGGCUAUCACACGUCACCACCGCUUGUAUCCACGGCAAAAGCAGAUUUUCAAAGCACAGUCGACAUCAGCGCUACCGCUAUAAAACAACCACUUGUCAUAGCUAUCACCAUUAAGGUAUAG